AUGCCACAAUGUAUUUACAUAUCACAUGAACAGCAUAUUAAAACUAUACGUAAUUUAGCAAAAUCAAGUACGCGGGCGUACUCCUCCGUCCGCAGGCUUUUUGAAGGGCUGAUUUUAUCACUGCUACUUGAACUGUUUCGGUCUUCUUAUAAAUGUGAUACUCGGACUAGCGUCCUCACGCAUAUUGACCGAUUUCACACUGGCUUCUCCCAGGAACCACCGCUGAGAACGGGGAGAAUGUGCAAGCGGCUUGGCCAGCUACUACCAUCAGCGAUAGCGUGGUCGUUGAUCGUCAUUUGUACGCUUUGUUUUUACUACUUUCUUGCACCAGCCGUUGCAGUUCGAUGGGGAUGGUACGGAUGGGCGUUAUGUGGCAUUGAUCUCGUCAUUUUUCUUAUGGUGAUCUCCAACCUUAUAAUGGCGAUGUGUAUGGAUCCGGGGAUUCAUCCAUACGGGUACGCCACAGAGGAAAUGUCCACGGACGAUUUCCGCUCACCACUUUAUAAAAAUGUAGAAAUUAAUGGCAUAACCGUACGCAUGAAAUGGUGUGUAACAUGCCAAUUCUACCGUCCUCCUCGCUCGAGUCAUUGCUCCGUCUGUAAUAGGUGCAUUGAUACAUUUGACCAUCAUUGUCCGUGGGUUCACAAUUGUGUGGGAAGGCGAAAUUACCGAUACUUUUUCUUCUUUCUUUGUUUUCUUAGCCUUCACAUGAUAUAUGUUGCGUCGGUAUGUCUUGGUUAUACGCUUGCGCACAGAGAAGAUAUACUGAGCCGGCCAAAUUUAUGUUCGAUCGUUCUUCUUGCGUUAUGUGCGAUUUUAUCCGUCCCCGUGGUUGGCUUAACAAUUUUUCACAUUGUACUCGUCUCUCGUGGACGAACAACAAAUGAACAGGUGACAGGAAAAUUCCAAUCAGGAUACAAUCCCUUCACUGUUGGAUGCGUGGGUAACAUCCGACGAACAUUAUGUGGAAGUCAAUUUCCUUCCUUCGUAAAAUACGAGGAAUCGGCUGGAAAACGAGGCCGGAAAAAUCGAUCAGCUGUGGAGGAUGCAAAAGUUAAUGGAACAGCAAAGAAAGGGAUUCAAGACACAGAUGAAGUGGACGAAACAACUGUAUUAUAUGUUCCUGAUAAAGAUGGAGUGAAGGAUGGCCACAUCCGAUUGAAGCAGCUUCGACUACACGAUAGCCAGUCGGUUGGCACUUCGAUAUCAUUGACCGGAGCAGAACCUGCUUCACAACGAGAGCGUGAUGGAUCUACCUGUAAUUUGUUCGAGUCUGCCCAAGGAACCCCCAGGGUGAACAGUCCUACAUCGCCUGUAUCAGACGCUUAUCAAGCCAGUUUCGAAGAGGCCACACGUGACGCCUUGAAUCCUCAAAAGGGUCUUUCAGAUGUGUCAGUCGCUGCCUCGCAAGUGCUGAACAGUGAUCGUUCUCGACCGCGUGGCUUUGCCGAUGCAGUGAGGAUUCACGAUCAGCUGAGCUCGCCGGUGAAGUCAGUGCCGUUGUAG
Messenger RNA from Necator americanus (New World hookworm), 1506 nucleotides. RefSeq lists its product as uncharacterized. Lineage: Eukaryota; Metazoa; Nematoda; Chromadorea; Rhabditida; Ancylostomatidae. Gene Ontology annotation, biological process: protein palmitoylation. The transcript is spliced from 14 exons. Gene Ontology annotation, molecular function: palmitoyltransferase activity. The record is from RefSeq and is a predicted model, not a curated record. Bases 1 to 1506 code for a protein of 501 amino acids.